AAAACCACGCAGUAGCAUGAAUUUCUUUUGCUGGCUUUACUUUUCCAUUUUCUCAUCAUUUCAAAAAGUUCAGAUAUCUGUUUAUUUUUCCCUUAAAAUUUUCCAAUUGCGUUUAUUUUUUCCUUUUUUUUGGUCAAUUUCCUAUUUAGUAUUGAAAUGCAGACUGCGGGGGGAAUUUGAUUGAGGUUUGAAAUUUGAUUUUUGAUUAGAUAAAAUGGAAAAGGAAAAGGAAAUACGUCGAGGAGUUGGCUUUCGAAGUUACAGCCAAGGGAUAAGAAUAAGUCUUCGUCUAAGAAGAAGUCCGGCAGUGGAGGCGGCGGAGGAGGAGGAGGAGGAGGAGGAGGGGAAUCAAGGUGCCGAGUUGGACGAAGAAGCUCUCUCCAAUGUCACCAAACAAAAAGUUUCCGCUGCCAAGCAGUACAUUGAGAAUCAUUACAAGGAGCAAAUGAAGAAUCUCCAAGACAGAAAAGAGCGACGAAUGGUCCUGGAAAAGAAGUUGGCGGAUGCUGAUGUCUCUGAAGAAGAUCAAAACAACUUACUGAAGUUCUUGGAGAAAAAGGAAACUGAGUACAUGCGCCUUCAGAGGCAUAAAAUGGGUGUUGAUGACUUUGAAUUAUUAACUAUAAUUGGCAAGGGUGCGUUUGGAGAGGUUAGAAUUUGUAGGGAAAAGACAUCAGGCCAAGUAUAUGCCAUGAAGAAGCUUACGAAAUCAGAAAUGCUUCGAAGAGGCCAGGUUGAGCAUGUGAAAGCUGAAAGGAACCUGCUUGCUGAAGUUGACAGCAAUUGUAUUGUCAAGCUCUACUUUUCUUUCCAGGAUGAUGAGUUCCUUUAUCUUAUAAUGGAAUAUCUACCUGGUGGAGAUAUGAUGACGUUACUUAUGAGAAAGGAUAUAUUGACUGAUGACGAGGCUAGAUUCUAUGUUGCAGAAACAGUUUUGGCUAUCGAGUCUAUCCAUGUGCACAAUUAUAUUCAUAGGGAUAUCAAGCCUGACAACUUGCUUCUGGAUAGAUAUGGACACUUGAGAUUGUCAGAUUUUGGACUAUGUAAACCUUUGGAUUGCAGUACUCUCGAGGAACAGGAUUUUUCAGGAGGCAGCGCUAGUGAGAUUUCUGAAUCUGAAGAACGCUCAGGAGCUUCAAAACGAACACAGCAAGAGCAACUAGAGCAUUGGCAAAAGAAUCGAAGAAUGCUUGCCUUUUCUACUGUUGGAACUCCCGACUAUAUUGCUCCAGAAGUCCUCUUGAAGAAGGGUUAUGGAAUGGAAUGUGAUUGGUGGUCACUUGGUGCCAUUAUGUUUGAAAUGCUUGUGGGAUAUCCACCUUUUUAUUCAGAUGAUCCAAUGGCAACUUGUAGAAAGAUUGUAAACUGGAAAAAUCAUUUGAAGUUUCCUGAAGAAGCCAUGUUAUCUCCAGAUGCAAAAGAUCUGAUUAGCAAACUAUUGUGUAAUGUCAAUCAAAGAUUAGGAUCGAAUGGGGCAGGUGAAAUUAAGGCUCAUCCAUGGUUUCAAGGUGUAGACUGGGAUAGGAUAUAUCAAAUGGAUGCUGCAUUUAUUCCUGAGGUUAAUGAUGAAUUAGAUACUCAAAAUUUUGAAAAGUUUGAUGAGUCUGAUGAUACUCCAGAUCGAAAACCGUCAUCAAAAUCUGGCCCAUGGAGGAAAAUGCUUUCCUCAAAGGACCUCAACUUUGUGGGAUACACAUACAAAAAUUUUGAAAUUGUCAAUGAUUGUCAAGUACCUGGGAUGGCUGAGUUGAAGAAGAAGAAGGGCGCCCAACCAAAGAGGCCGUCAGUGAAGACGCUUUUCGAUGGCGAUGCAGAGUCGCAGGAUGGUUCCGACUCGACUAAUGAUCAGUCUGUUUAACGUAGCUUUGUUUCUGAAUCACUUAAGGAAUCCACUGAAAAGCAGUGCGGAUCCAAUUGGACUCAUUGGUGGAUGGUGACUAUAUCUGCAGGAAUUUCAGGUUUGGUUUACAGCUUAAGGUCUAAAUCUGCAAGGAAAGAUAUUGCGAAUAAUUUUUUUUAUGUUUUAUUGUUUAAAUAAAGAUAAAAAGAAUCAAGAGAAUAGAAAGGG
Messenger RNA from Hibiscus syriacus, 2068 nucleotides. Its product is annotated as serine/threonine-protein kinase tricornered-like. The transcript has 14 exons. Gene Ontology annotation, biological process: intracellular signal transduction; peptidyl-serine phosphorylation. Gene Ontology annotation, molecular function: protein serine/threonine kinase activity; ATP binding. The record is from RefSeq and is a predicted model, not a curated record. Lineage: Eukaryota; Viridiplantae; Streptophyta; Magnoliopsida; Malvales; Malvaceae. The coding region runs from base 215 to 1858 and encodes 547 amino acids.